Molecule: messenger RNA, 3257 nt
Organism: Astyanax mexicanus (Mexican tetra)
Lineage: Eukaryota; Metazoa; Chordata; Actinopteri; Characiformes; Acestrorhamphidae
Gene: aqp3b
Product: aquaporin 3b
Exons: 6
Coding region: 156-1058 (300 amino acids)
Biological process (GO): water transport; glycerol transmembrane transport
Cellular component (GO): plasma membrane; basolateral plasma membrane
Molecular function (GO): urea transmembrane transporter activity; water channel activity; glycerol channel activity
Source: RefSeq, a predicted model, not a curated record
CUUGGUUUAAAAGGGUAGGAUGGCUGAGCUGCUCUAAAACACUCACACUCACUUCACGGUGUAAAAGUUCAGUCCAGCACAUCACCAGGCCCUUCAUCCUCAUCUUCAUCAUCCUCUUCACCUGUGGGGUCGAGCCCCUGGCUGACUGAAGCAUCAUGGGCAAGCAGAAGGAGCUCCUGGACAAACUGGCACGCAUGUUCCAGAUCAAGAACCUGCUGGUGCGCCAGGCGCUGGCCGAGUGCCUGGGAACCCUCAUACUGGUGAUGUUUGGUUGUGGAGCGGUUGCUCAGUUGGUUCUCAGCGAGGGUUCUCAUGGAAUGUUCCUGACAGUGAACUUCGCUUUCGGUUUUGCUGCCAUGCUGGGAAUUCUAGUGUGUGGUCAAGUCUCAGGUGGCCACCUGAACCCGGCCGUCACAUUUUCCCUGUGCAUUCUGGGCCGAGAGCCAUGGAAGAAGUUCCCUGUGUACUUUCUGUUCCAGACAUUAGGAGCCUUCCUUGGAUCAGGGAUCAUAUUUGGCAUGUAUUUUGAUGCUCUGUGGGAGUUUCGUAAGGGAAGUCUGAUUGUGGUGGGAGAGAACGCUACCGCUGGAAUCUUUGCUACCUACCCCUCCACUCAUCUUAGCUUGAUCAACGGCUUCUUUGACCAGAUGAUUGGCACAGCAGCUCUGAUCGUGUGUAUCCUGGCCAUCGUUGACCCCUAUAACAACCCCAUCCCGCGGGGGCUGGAGGCUUUUACUGUGGGUUUUGUGGUGCUGGUGAUCGGCCUGUCGAUGGGCUUCAACUCUGGGUAUGCUGUUAAUCCUGCCAGAGAUCUGGGACCCCGCAUCUUCACUGCACUCGCAGGCUGGGGCAGUGAGGUCUUCACGGCUGGAGAUUACUGGUUCUUCGUGCCAAUCUUCGCCCCUUUCUUUGGCUCAGUGGUGGGAGUACUGGUGUACCAGCUGAUGGUGGGCUUCCAUGUGGAGGGAGAAGCCCGAGACAAAGCGGCGGCAGCUUCACGGGAAGAGAAAGAGAGACUAAAGCUCUCCAGCAUGACAGAGAAGAACGAGAUGGCAUGAAGAUUCGAUUUGGAUUAUGUGUCUGAUAAUCAGUAAAUUCUGGGGUUUUUUUGUGUGUUUUUUUUUAGGAAUGCUCCAGCAUUUAUCAACCUGUGCUUUCUCUGUAGAAAAUGUUGACCCUAAUGUUGACCUUGAAGGGGCUUAGAAGGAGUCAUUUCAAAGGCUUUAUAAUUACGACACUUUUAGUUUAGGAUUUACUUUCCAUUGUUUGCACAUAUAUUUCCAAUGUUUACUCACUAAUUUUAGCAACAGUUCAUUCAUGUCUACACUUAUUGACAAAAAAAACCCUUAAUUCAAGUCCAACACACUUUAUAUCAAAAUAUAUAUUUUGGACAGUGAAAAUACUUCUUAUAUAUUUUGCAUACACUGCGAGUGUAGCAAUAGUAACAAUUAAACAUUAGCAACAAAAAACGCACCAAUAUCCCAUAACAACAAUCCUAAAAAAUAAAGAGCAAAUUGCAUAGUUACUAUAAAUACACACACACACAUAUUAAUAUGAAAUUUAUGUUAUCAAAGUGCAAAUAUUUCUUACUUAAGUUACUGACACAAGUAGGAAGAGGGCUUAGAAAUUCAAGCAAAGCCCCUUAAGGGAGAAAGAAGUUCUUCAGUUGGCUGAAACUCCACCCUCUUUGACUAGGUCUGCCUAACAACAGAGCGAUCUAUAUUCUGAUUGGCUCAACGAGAGUAUGUUAUAAUAUACAGCCGAUGGAUUGGCAAGCGUGAGAAAUACCAUGUGUGGCGUGUGAGCAAGUGAACUUGCUGAGGUGCGUGUGUCACACGCUCAAAGCGUGAGACUUGAGAACACUGUAUUUAUAUAUACAAUAUUACAAUAUCCAGCUGCAUUCACACAACUACCAGUGUUUAACACCACAGACUUGGUGACCUCAGUAAUAACUAAGAAAAACAUUGAAUGCCAAAAUGUGUCCAAACUUUUGACAUUUUUGGUACUGUAUAUUACAAUAUAUGGACUCCCCUUAUAUCCAGCAUGCACUAUAUAGCCUAUAUAAAAGUACCACAAACACCUGCUCUUUCAUUGUUUUAAAAACAAGUCUUCACUUAGAUUCUACUAGAUGUUUGAGACUACUCCAUCCAACUAUCCCACUGUCUGUAAAUAAAGAAAUACAAGAGACCCUAUUUUAGCGAUCUAUAGACAAGUAGUCAACCAUGCCCCAUGUAGCUUGAUUCAGGGCGUCAGUAAGUCUUUGGUAUCAAGAGUACGCAUGACUCGAAACACACAAAAGACAUGAACUAAUUCUCUUAAUUAGUUGUGGGUUUUAAUCAGUCAGUGGUGCACCUGUGUUUUCCGCUGCCAAGAUAGCAAUACACCCAAAAUUUACCUGAACAAACCUCAUUUCCAGACCACUACACCCAUCGGCAUAGAUAUAUUCGUAAACUCCAGCGCUUUUUAAGCAACGCAGGUGGAGGAGUGAAAAUAGUUUAUUGGCGUGGUGUAUGAUAGCAAUGGGCAUGUAUAAGCUAGGGCCCAAAGUGUACUUACUAUAUGACAAGCUGAUAAGAUGAGCAGUGACUUUAGAAAGAAGAAAGAUAAUAAUGUUAUAAUAUAAAAGAGUAUUACUCUAAUGUCCAAUAUAUCAUACUUACAUAUUCUAUAAGGUUUAAAUACAGUGGUGUGAAAAAGUGUUUGCCCUCUUCAUGGUUUUUCAUGAUUAGUUUUUACGUUUGUCACUCUUGAAUGUUUCAGAUCAUCAAACAAAUUUAAAUAUUAGUCAAAGACGAAACAAGUAAACACAAAAUGCAGUUUUUAAAUAAAUGUGGGAGAAGGGUGAAACUCAAAAAUCACUUAAAAAAAGACCUGCCUGACAAAGCUAGAUAGACCAAAAGAUACUCAAAAGCUAAACAUCCUGCUAAAAUCCAAAGAAAUUCAGGAAAAAAUGAGAAAGAAACUAAUUGAGAUCCAUCAGUCUGUAAAAGGUUAUAAAGCCAUUUCUAAAGUUUUGGGACUCCAGCGAACCACAGUUAGAGCCUUUAUCCACAAAUUGCGAAAAUGUGGAAGGGUCUUCCCAGGAGUGGCCUGCCAACCAAAAUUACCCCAAGAGCGCAGCAACGACUCAUCCAAGAGGUCACAAAAAGUGGUUCAUGUUGGAAAACCCUCCAAUGUGGCAGAAUUACAACAUUUUCACACAGGGCCAUGUAGGUUUGGAUUUGUUAUCCCUUAAUAAUAAAACCUUCAUUUAAAUA